CAAUAGCACACUAGUUGAACCCAUUUUCUGUACAACAUACGCCAAAUUUGAUUUCAUUUUAUUUCAUUAUUCAUUAUUUUUAGCCUCCACUGCUUAGACUCCAGCCGAAAUUCAAAAAUAAAACUCAGUACUCUUGACACUUGGCUGCUGUGCACGUCUGGCAACAGCAACAACAACAACAACGGCAACGGAACGACAACAGCGACGCACUCAAAACGGGCUACGCGCACCUGCGAUGCCUGCGAACUACAACUAAACUGAACUGACGCUGCCAACGUCGCUUGCUAACGGCUUAGGCCUCAUUCAUGCAAGCUGAGAGCUGAGACUCUAUGGCUGCGUCGGUGACGGUGACUGCGACCGCGACAGAGUCAGCGAUGUCUGCGCUCUUCACUCUCCAUGCAGCAAAAACUUUCGUCCGCUAGAGGCUGUGAAGGAUGACGGUAUAUUGAUGUACAUGGUCAUGAUCAUUAAGGACAUUUCGCAGCCUCUGAAGCUAUCGCUAAUUAACAAAAAAUCUGCUGCCAAGCAUCUGUCGCACGUCAUAUUACUUGUCCGGGAUUCCACGAAACUUUCGUUGGGUUGGAUGCGAGCCAGCUUUCGGCAAUUCUGGACCAUUUGGUUACUGAAUAUUGUGAUCAUAUUUUGGCGCAAUGAUCGUCUGCAUGUGUAUCGCUAUAAUCCCUUUACGAACGACUUUCUGUUGCAGCUGCCCUUGAAGCGGGGCGAACUACCCACAAUGGGGCAACUGUUUCCCACAGCGAUACCAAAUAUGCAUCGGAAACCAUUGCGAAUGUGUCUCUACAUGGAUGAGGUACGAGCCGUCUAUGGUCCGAAUGGCCAAGUUAUGGGCACUGAUGGUCUGCUCUCCGAUUAUAUUGCGGAACGUUUAAAUGCCACUCGAAUCAUCACGCGACCGAUAACAUACUCAAUGCACAAUCAGACAGCUGACUUGUGUGCUGUAGAGAUUGCCAAUGAGUUCGAUGACAUCGCCAUGAACAUUCGAUUUCUUGCCCCGGGCACCUUUCAGAAGAGUGCCGAGUGGACAGUUGCCCACAGCCGCGAUGAUCUGUGCGUGAUUGUGCCCAAAGCCAAGUCAGAGCCAAUCUUCUGGAACAUAUUUCGUUCGUUUGGUGCUCUGGUUUGGUUAUCGAUACUGAUCUCUAUGAUUCUGGCGAAUGUCUGCUGCUAUGCUCUCAACCAGGAACGCGAUAGAUGGCUGCCACUGCAGCUCUUCUGCUGCAUCUUGUCGCAGCCCGUGUGGCACACGCCGCGCAAUAUUUCGCUACGUGUCUUUCUCGUCUUUUGGCUGUACUUCGCCAUGCUCAUCUGCAAUGCAUUCAAGUGCAAUCUGACCAGUAUGUUGGUCUAUCGCAAGCCGCUGCCGGAUAUCAAUGAUCUUGGUUCGCUGGCUGCUUCGCCGUAUAAGAUACUCGUGCGUCCGGUUCACAUGAAGCAUAUUAAGCAGUUCCUGAAUAAUGGUCACCAGUAUGAAGCUCAGAUUUGGAAGCUUAUGGUUGUGGUGCCCGAUCGGUUACUUCUCAACAAUUUAAAUCGCAACGUACGCUCAUUUGCCUAUCUGGAGAAGUAUCACAUCGCCAAGUUUCAGGUGAAUGCCCGACAACAUAUGCACACGGGACGUCCCGUGUUUCAUCUGAUGAACAGUUGCCUGGUGCCAUAUCAUGCUGUCUAUACUGUGCCAUAUGGAUCACCCUAUUUGGGAUUCUUCAACAAACUCUUGCGCAGUGCCUAUGAAUUUGGAUUUGAGCGUUAUUGGGAUCGCAUCAUGAAUUCAGCAUUCAUUAAGUCCGGAACGAAAGUACAUCGCAGUCGACGGAGCAACAACGGCGAUGAUCCGGUCGUACUUAAACUGGAACACUAUCACGCCGUGUUCUUUCUUUGGGCCAUUGGCGCUCUGUUGUCGUUUUUGGGGUUCUUAUGGGAGUUGCUAGCUCGAAACUAG
Molecule: messenger RNA, 1960 nt
Organism: Drosophila albomicans
Lineage: Eukaryota; Metazoa; Arthropoda; Insecta; Diptera; Drosophilidae
Gene: Ir85a
Exons: 2
Coding region: 449-1960 (503 amino acids)
Cellular component (GO): membrane
Molecular function (GO): ligand-gated monoatomic ion channel activity
Source: RefSeq, a predicted model, not a curated record